AUGGCCUUCAGCAGACUUCUCACUGUGCUGGUUCUCAUUCACAACACUGGAGGUUUGCUUGGGGCUGAGGUGAGGAGCUCAAUUGUUGGGGGGCAAGAUGCUCCAGAGAGCCGCUGGCCAUGGAUGGUCUACAUAAACAUUACAUCUGAUGGUGUCAACACGUGGCGCUGUGGCGGGACUAUCCUCAACACUGAGUGGGUGCUGACUGCAGCAAACUGCUUGGACAAAAACCCUCCACCUAACUUGCAUAGAUCAAUGGUUUGGGUUGGCUCACACAACCUGCAAAAGAAGUCUGCCCGUUACAUGGGCAUAAAAAACAUCAUGCUUAACCCUGCUUAUCGGAACCUGGGCAGUUACUAUGAGAAUGACAUCGCCCUGGUAAAGCUGAAGAAAAAGUUGACAUUCUCAAAGCAGGUCAACAAAGUGACUCUGCCCAGCGCUGACGACAUCUUUGGUUCAUCAUCUGAAUGCUGGAUCACUGGCUGGGGGAACAUUGGAAAUAAUGCUCCACUGCCGGAUCCAGAAACUCUUCAAGAGCUGAAGAUUCCCAUCAUCCCUCACAGUGUGUGUAAGGCCAAGUAUCCUGAACUGACGUCUGGCAUGCUGUGUGCAGGGGGCAUGGAUGAGGGGAAGGAUGCCUGCAAAGGGGAUUAUGGUGGCCCGCUGGUGUGUCGUGCAGCUGGUGGCUUCGUGCAGGUGGGCAUCAUGAGUUAUGGGAGUCCAGAUGGUUGUGGUCUAAAAGGCCACCCUGGGGUCUACACCCAAGUGUCCAAGCAUCUGCGUUUCAUCAAUGAUUACAUCCACCAUGGAGAGGAAGCCUCUGCUGAGGUGUAAACAUCCAAGAAGCUCAGGCUGAUAUCCUGUCUUAUUCUUUAUAGCUCCUAUGCAGUAUUUUACUGUCACUCCCUGUAGUCCUUUAUGCUAGUUGACAUGCAUUCUGUUUUUCAACUAAGUCCUUGCAUUAAAGCUUUGAAGCAUUGA
Epinephelus lanceolatus (giant grouper) is the source of this 981-nucleotide messenger RNA. Its product is annotated as tryptase-2-like. The record is from RefSeq and is a predicted model, not a curated record. Gene Ontology annotation, biological process: proteolysis. Gene Ontology annotation, molecular function: serine-type endopeptidase activity. Lineage: Eukaryota; Metazoa; Chordata; Actinopteri; Perciformes; Serranidae.